CAUCGCUUUGCCCUAGACUCCAGAGCAAGACAUACUCGACGCAGCUCAACUCGUGCCCGUACUGGCUGUCUCACAUGUAUAAAACGACAUGUCAAGUGCGACGAGACUCGACCGGCGUGCCUCAACUGCAUGAAGUGGCGCGGCUACUGUGACUCCUACUCCGACAACACCUCUUCCGCCUCCUCUUCGCAACAACCUCAAUCUCGCCCCUUACCGUCCAAGGGCAAGCUUAUACACUCCAAAAAGGCACCUUUGAUCAUCAUCGAACCCUCUGUCAACACCAUCCGCUUCGCCAACAAUGACCAGCGAGACUACUUUGUCGAAUGGUCGCAACUCUCCGUCACCUUUCUAGGGGGCUUCAUCGACCAGACUCGUCUUUGGACAGCCACGAUGCCGCAGGUUACGCUUGAAGAAAACACGCUACGAUACGGAGCCAUGGCCGUGGGAGCUCUACGAAAGGCGUACCAAGUCCAUGGGUCAGAAUUUGGGCUCGACACCAGCAGCAAUCGACACUAUCUCAACGCCGUCGCCUACUAUUGCGAAGCACUGCGUAUGCAGUCAGAGAUGAAGCCUACGAGAGAGGGCAUGAGAACCGCUCUGCUAUCUUCCCUGCUCUUCAUCUGCUUCGAGACCCAAAGAGGAAACGUACCGGCCGCUCUGAAGCACAUAACUCACGGCUUCUCGAUGCUCAACGAACUCGCCAACUGCACCGACAAAGCUCCAGAUCUUGUCAGAAUUGCUCCCGCGCCACCAGCCUUGGUGCAGGACAUUUUGGACUGCUACAAGCCUCUGGAGCUGCAGUCACGCUCCUUCAUGGGGUCAUACAGAAAGGCCUUCUUCCCACCACCACAACCUCCCCAGCUUACAGCGGCCCCGAGCCCCCCAAACCAGCCCGAAACGCCCCCCAUGCUGUCUCCUCAGAGCCCUCAGGUGCAAAUAACCGGCUUACCGAGCCCCCAGAGCCAGAGUGACCCAUGGUCACCUCGUGCCCCUCCUCCUAGUCCUCGACGACCUCCGGGGAUAAUCCCAUUCACAAAGCAUUCCCCGUACUUUCGACCUAAGCUCACCAGAAUCUCGUCGUUAGACGAUAUGCCACGUCACUUCACUUCCUGGGACGAGAUGCGAGACUAUUGGGGGCUGGUACAGCGGCAGAUGGUCCGCCACGUUCCGAUGCUCACCAAGGUGACGGCAGAUCUUGCACUUCACAAGACUACCGACCCGGAUGAGUUGGACCGAAAGUUUGCAAGCCUCAAAACCAACGCAGUCUUGUCCAAAUUCAUCGCAGAGUCUCGGUACUGGCUGCAACGCUGGACUGAGGCCUACGAACCCAUGUAUCAAGCCGUGCUCCGCGACGCCGAGACAGACCGAGCCCGAUAUCUACAGGCCAUGAGCAUCCGAAUCGAGUAUCUCAUCCUCUACAUAUAUACUACCGUCCCACGAUACUCCAGCCUCAUCACCGUCAAGGGCCUCACGCCACAAUAUCGCGAAAUCAACGCUCUCGCAGAGAUGCUGCUCAAGUCCCGGCCCAACUGCGGCUUUGCCAUGGACGCAGGGUGGACCUGGCCUCUGUUUGUCGUCUCCUUCGGCUGCCGUGACCGAGCCGUGAGAGAAGAUGCGAUCCGAAUCCUGGGCCAGUAUCCCAUCCGCAACGCAUUGAGAGACAGCAGAAUCUUUAGAGCCAUUGCCAUUAAGAACAACGAGACGGAAAUCACAAACGCCGUCGAGGGUGACGAGAACGAGCAGUGGAUGCGCCUCAGACGGCGUGAACUCGUCUUUGAAGACUUUGGCUCCAGCAUCAUCUUCCGUUUCGUACAAAAGAAUCCUGUAACCGGGGACUGGGAGCUGGUGGAGGAGGCGUCGGACUGGAAUGUCAGACCUGAUGGUCGACUGAAUUGGAAGAGACAGCCAAUCUCUGAAUCAGAGUCGAUCCUCUCCGGUGUAUGCUGA
This is a messenger RNA of Trichoderma reesei QM6a, 1947 nucleotides long. RefSeq lists its product as uncharacterized. Gene Ontology annotation, biological process: regulation of DNA-templated transcription. Lineage: Eukaryota; Fungi; Ascomycota; Sordariomycetes; Hypocreales; Hypocreaceae. The annotation marks the transcript as partial. The record is from RefSeq and is a predicted model, not a curated record. Gene Ontology annotation, molecular function: DNA-binding transcription factor activity, RNA polymerase II-specific; zinc ion binding. The transcript is spliced from 3 exons.